This is a messenger RNA of Oncorhynchus keta (chum salmon), 1458 nucleotides long. Its product is annotated as nucleolar MIF4G domain-containing protein 1-like. Gene Ontology annotation, molecular function: RNA binding. Gene Ontology annotation, biological process: ribosomal small subunit biogenesis. NCBI's taxonomy places the organism in Eukaryota, Metazoa, Chordata, Actinopteri, Salmoniformes, Salmonidae. Gene Ontology annotation, cellular component: nucleolus. The record is from RefSeq and is a predicted model, not a curated record.
AUCAUAUCAGCUCUGAUUUUGUAGUACCAAGUCUGUUCUCCGUUUUGUUUUGUAAACUUUUCGGCAUGUUCUCUGUUAAAUAGACUACAGCAGUUUUGUAACUUGUUCCACCUUGGCUUAGUGCUAGCACGCUAGCUGACAGACACAAGUAUGGGUAACUGCAGCUCAAUAUGGCAACCGGAGUAUGGAUGAGUGGGUGUGUCGAAAGGAGUGGGUGUAUGGAAAGCGAAUCAGCUAAUUGGGCAGGUUUCUUGCCACUCAAGAACGUUUUGCGUGGCUGAUUGGGGUGCAGAGUCGAUAAGCUGGCGACCAGUGCAAUAGUGUUGUAUUAGCCUGCCUGCCGACUUGAAAUACUUAUUACUGGCUAUCAAGGUCAUGUCGCUGCUGUAGCUAAAGUGGCAAUUUUUUAAAAUGCGUAUACUAAUGCAAAUCCAUAUGUGACAUGUGAUUAUGUUUAUGCUUUACCUACCCUUAAAAAAAUGUGAGGGGAGUGAGCUAAAAAACUAAGUUGGACCCCCUUUAAAAAAAAAUACUAUCCAACCUUAGUUCAACACCUAGUGACCUCACCAAGCAAUUUGUUUGUUGUUGUUGCCUUUUGGUAUAAUUGUUUUGGAAUGACAGUCACAGACACCAGGGUUUGAGUCUCAACGUAGUUAAUUACUCCCCUAAUUAAUUACGUUGGUGUCAGGUGCUGGAUAGCACCACAUGUGGGCCCUAUGGACCCUGGUCAAAAAUAGGACACUAAUAUAGGGAAUAAGGUGACAUUUGGGAUGCAGACAUAAAGUGGGGGCUAAUUUCUUGGAGAGAGUGGUGUGGAAGUUUGACGGAAGAGCCCGGUGGCCAUGGUGGCACAUCUCUACAACUUCCAGGUGGUGCACACCCUCCUCCCCUUUGACAUCCUGAAGAUGCUGGUUGGGGCUUUCAUCGAAAAAGAACAAGAGCUGGUUCUGUUCAUGCUGAAAAAUGUAGGCUUCGCCCUGCGGAAGGAUGAUGCCCUGGCUCUGAAAGAGCUCAUCUCUGGGGCCCAGCGCAAAGACAGCGGUGGUAAUGCUUUCGAACAUGGUGCGCUUCAGCUGCAGACCAUGUUGGCUCUGAAGAACAACGAUAUGAGGAAGGUCCCAGUCCAUGACCCAGAGCCUGUUGAGAGACUGCAAAAACUACAGAGAACUCUGAUCCACCAGAGUUCAGGGGCCAGUGAUGUGAAGCUGAGGGUCUCUUUGGAGAACCUCUUGGCUGCAGAGCAGGUGGGCCGCUGGUGGAUCGUGGGCUUAUCGUGGAGCAGAGCACCCAUGAUAGGUGACCAGGGCAACAUGACAUCAAAACAGACAACUGCAGAAGGAAAGUUCAGCUUAAAGAUCUUAGACCUGGCCUGGAAACGGAGAAUGAAAGACAUAAGGAGAAAUAUCUUCUGCGUCAUCAUGACCAGCGAGGAUUACCUGGAUGCCUUUUGAGAAGCUG